UUGUGGGUUAUAGAAAAACCAAACGGCCGUGAAAGCAUUCCAGCAGGUGCUAUGGGUGGAACCAGGAUUUCCACGAGCCUGCGAGGUUCACCUACGGCUCGGCUUAAUGCUGAAGGUCCACGCUGACUUCGACGCCGCCCUGAAGCAUCUGACACUCGCUCUGAUCGACGCCACGACACCUGCCUCCUUCUCCAAGCUUGAAAUAAAAUUUCACAUUGCCCAUUUGUACGAGGUCCAAGGGAAAUAUCGUCUUGCUAAGGAGCAUUACGAGGCAUUGCUUAAGGAGAAAGCUUUACCUUCCCACCUGAAGGCCGACAUUUGUCGUCAAUUAGGAUGGAUGUACCACGUGGUUGAUUGUACGGUGCUUGGGAUAACGAGACAGCAGAAGCAAGCAAUCGCCAUCCACUGUCUACAAAAGUCUAUCGAGGCGGAACCGAAGAGCGGGCAAAGCCUCUAUCUGCUGGGACGUUGCCUCGCCGCCUCUGGAAAAGUUCAUGAUGCAUUUAUUGCUUACAGAAAUUCCGUGGAAAAGUCCGAAGGAAACGCUGACACGUGGUGCAGCAUAGGCGUCCUAUAUCAACAGCAGAAUCAGCCUAUGGACGCAUUACAAGCCUACAUAUGUGCUGUACAGUUAGAUAAAUCACAUUCGGCUGCUUGGACGAAUCUAGGCAUUUUGUACGAAAGCGUUAGUCAGCCAAAAGACGCUUUAGCUUGUUACGUCAACGCAUCCAGGGGUAAUAACAACACACCGAAUUGUACGGGCUCACUGGCGGGCCUGGGUGGCCCUAAGUCAGGCGGUAACACCCCGAUGAACCCAUCGCUUCAACAGCGGAUCAGCUUUCUACAAAGUCACCUAAGCCAAGCACCAAUGCCUUCCGUCGCCACCAAGAGGCGGCAACUGCCGUCUAUAGAAGAGGCUUGGAACUUACCUAUUAGCGCUGAGAUGUCCAGCAGGCAGCAACAACAGCAACAACCACCCUCUGGUCCAGGUUAUAAGUAUGGUACGACACCUUCUGGACCACCGCCUCCUUAUCCCCAAGGACAGGGACAGGGGCAAAAUCUUAAUACAAAAAGAUUUAAGCCAGGAGAAGAACCAAUCUCUCCAGGCGGUCAGCAAAGACCGGCACCGUUUUAUCUUACGUCCCAACAACUGCAAAUGCUACAGUUUCUUCAACAAAAUCAUGGAAGCUUGACAGCGCAGCAGCAAGGUCUACUUGUUCAAUUACAGCAGCAAUACAGGUGUAUGCAACAACACCAACAACAGAUUAGAUUACAACAACAGCAAGCUGCUCAGAGAGGAUUGCGACCGGGACAACCGGGUUAUCCUACAGGCUACAAUCAUACGCAAUUAGGACAACCUGGUGUGAUCAAAAAUUAUGGAAUACCUCAGCAACCGCUGCAGCAAGGUGGAACUGUCGCAUUGCAAACAGGAUUCUCAGAUUCGAAUGUCGGCUACAACACAGUAGCGACUGGUAACAGCCAGACGCCGGGGAUGCCUUAUAAAUCUGCCUCUGAUCCAAAUUAUCCUCAGAGACAAUUGACAUCCAGCCAAUAUAACCAAUACCAGCCUAACCAGUACACUGCCCAAGGUUAUACUCAAAUAUCGUCCACGACGAGCAAUUACCCAGAAGGUUCCGCAGGAAAUAAAGACUUGGGUGUAACGGAUCAAGAGCUACAAGCUCUGUUGUCCCAGAAAGAUAUCGCGACAUCGUUAGCGGAGGAUCUCUUAAAGCAUUUCGGCUCGGAAGAUUUAGACGUGAAGGAAGAGGCACCGAGUAUUAUUAAUAACGGCACUUUAAGUUCGGGUCCGUUUUCUCCGUCAAAUCUCGAAGAGAGUACAGAAAAGAGCAAAGAGGUGAAACUAGAGAAGAUAGACGACACCCAGCCGUCGUCCACGUCGAAGCUCGAGGCGUACGAGAAGAGCAAUACGAAGGCACCGGCUCCGGCUGUCGAGACGGUAAAGUGCGAGGCGACGUCAAGUACAAAUAAAAUUGAAUCGGUCGCCCGGAUAGAACCAGUGCUCAAAUUAGAAAGUUUGUGCGAAUCGCAACCGGAACAGGAGCUUAGCAUAGAUAUGGAUUCGAAGGCCAUUAUAGAGGCGUGCAAAGGUCGGGGAUUGAACGGUGUACCGAACUGCUCCAUAUUAAGUGAUCGUUCACCUCCGCCGGCGCCGCCUGAUCCUCCAAAUCAGAGGCUAACUAAGGAGCAACUUCUACCUCCGACACCUAGUGUUUAUUUAGAGAAUAAGAAGGAUGCAUUCAGUCCGCAGCUUCAAGAGUUCUGUCUAAAACACCCGAUAGCUGUGAUUCGUGGCUUGGCAGCCGCAUUGAAGCUGGAUCUCGGCCUCUUUUCGACUAAGACUUUAGUGGAGGCGAAUCCGGACCACGGCAUCGAGGUGAGAACGCAAAUGCAGCAAACCAGCGACGAGAACUGGGAUCCUGUGUUGGGGAGGAAAGUUUGGGGUUGUAUCAGUCAUAGAAGUCACACGACAAUCGCGAAAUACGCGCAAUACCAGGCCUCGAGUUUUCAAGAAAGCUUGAAGGAGGAAAGGGAGAAGGCUCAAGGUAUACAUACCUCGAAUCUGUCCGACUCGGACUCGAAGGAUAGUACUGGUGCUGUCAGAAGGAAGAAAAAUGCUUUUGGAUUGGCGGGUCGACCAGGUUCGAAAAUGUUACGAUUUGGGACCAAUGUAGAUUUAUCAGACGAGAGAAAGUGGAAACCGCAGCUUCAGGAACUAAUGAAAUUACCGGCGUUCGCUAGAGUCGUCUCAGCUGGAAAUAUGCUCAGUCAUGUGGGGCAUGUUAUCUUAGGCAUGAAUACUGUUCAGUUGUACAUGAAGGUGCCUGGUAGUAGAACACCUGGUCAUCAGGAAAACAAUAAUUUUUGUUCUAUUAACAUCAAUAUUGGGCCAGGAGAUUGCGAGUGGUUUGCAGUGCCUGAUGCAUACUGGGGUGUGAUUUGCUCCCUUUGUGAGCGAAACAAUAUCAAUUAUCUCCAUGGUAGUUGGUGGCCUUCUUUAGAGGACCUUUAUGAGGAGAACAUUCCGGUAUAUAGGUUUUUACAAAGACCAGGCGAUCUUGUAUGGGUUAAUGCGGGUUGUGUGCACUGGGUUCAAGCUGUUGGAUGGUGUAACAACAUCGCAUGGAACGUUGGUCCUUUGACUGCUCGGCAAUAUCAACUGGCAAUUGAACGAUAUGAAUGGAAUAAACUGCAAUCAUUUAAAUCUAUCGUACCAAUGGUACAUUUAUCUUGGAACUUAGCAAGAAAUAUCAAAGUGUCGGAUCCCAGAUUGUUUGAAUUAAUUAAAAAUUGCCUAUUAAGGACAAUGAGACAUUGUUGCUUAAUAUUAGAGUUUGUGAAAAAAAAAGGUGUAGAAGUUCGGUUUCAUGGACGAGGAAAAAACGAAGCGUCACAUUACUGCGGCCAAUGCGAGAUUGAGGUGUUUAACAUCUUGUUCAUAAGAGAGCAAGAAAAACGACAUGUUGUUCACUGCAUGGAUUGUGCACGAAAACAGUCUCCAUCUCUGGAAGGUUUCGUUUGUCUAGAAGAGUACAGAAUGCGUGAUUUAAUGGAAGUUUAUGACGGAUUUACUUUACACUCUUCUCUGACAACUCCCUCAUCAGUUCAGUCUAACCAAUCCUCCUGAGAAUACAUGCAACACAGAUAUUUGGACUUCUUAGGCACUCUACAGUGACUUAAGAAGUACAAUAUCUGUGUUUAAGAAGAAUCAUUACAAUAAGCAUUAUUCAAGUACCUGAGAGCUAUCAUAAAAGAAGAAAAAAUGUAAAAGAUCAAAAACUUCUAUAUGUUCGCAAAAGUCAAACAUCUGUCUCCAUGCUAAUUUUGAUGUACGCACAAUACACGUACGAAGCUAAUAAAUUUUAAAUUUGGUAAUUAGCAAAAAUAAUUAAAAAUUAUUUAGCAUUAUUUAUAUAAUGAUACUAACUGAAAAGUAUAAUAUUCGAAGAAUUUUAUAUUAAAUUGAUGUAGAAAUAUUGUUUCAGCUCUCGGGUAUAGAAAAUCGAAAUUAAGUAAACGAAAAAAGACUGCGUUUUACUUAUAAAUUACUCGACCAUCAUUUGUAAUCCUUUGAUGACGUCACCGUGAUAUUGGUGCAAAACCUUUAUAAUAAGACAUGCUCUGAAUAUUAGUUAUUAAACUUGACCGCGUUUUCUAUUGAUUUUAUAUCGUGGCAAGUAUCUGCAAAGCAUUUAGUAUUUAUUUUCAUCAGGAACAACGAGAAAUUUAUUAUAUUUUGUUCAUAAAUUUCACGCAUUUUAAAAAUUUUUACGAAUAACAAAUUAAUAAAAGAAAAAAAAAAAAAACAAAACGAAAUUUCAUUCACUCGGAAAUGUUCACUGCCAAUCGUGAAUAUAUAUAUUAAAGGAUUACACUUGUCCAAAGUGAUGAGGGAUAAGCUGUCGUUAAUUAUUGUUAUGAAUUAAGAUACGAUUGUUAAGUAUUGCAAAGCUGCUCAAGACGGACUUGUACAUUUUUGUAUACAAGCGAAUUGAAAUGAUUAUUGAUUUUUAUGAAAUUCAUGGAAAUUAUUAUAGCACAGUUUUGAACGUCCUACUGCCAAUAAUAAUUCGAUUCUGAAUAUUGUAGCAAUGAUUAUGUUCUCAUAUCAGUUCUGGAGACAAUGAAAUCAGUAUCAGAUUGAAAUUUAUUAAGAACAAAACAAUUGCCGAGCUUUUCUUAUAAAUUCAAACGACGUAGCCAGAAAAACACAAAGUGGCAUCGUGCUUCGCGAUAAAUUAAUUAUUGUGUCAUAGCGGCUCUAAAAUAUUUGUACAGUAAAAAAUACAUUUUGUAACAAUGAUUUCUAAGAUAUACCAACCUCCGUGUUUAAAACAAAAAGAUAAUAAUGGCGUUUCUCAAUUUCAUAGCCGGAGAAAAAACAGAAUCGGCAGUCAUUAGAGAUCGCGGUAUCAUGUGCUGAAAUUUCAAUUUAAUCUGUCGAUCAUGUUAUAAAGCAGUAGUUGUAAAUGAAUUUAUUUACAUUGAUUUUUAAUUAUACAAAAUGUUUCAUUGGUCUAUGCAAUUCAUUUCAAUAAAUGAAAACUGUAUAGAUUAGUGAUUUAUUUAGAGUAUUAUUUAAAGUAAUAUAAUUUUAACGAGUCUAAGGACGAUGUGUAAAAACAAACCUCAACGUUAAAAAAACAGUUGGGAAACGCUGGUAUAGAGUGUGUUUAACAGCAAGUAGAUUGUAUCUUCGUACAGGAGAAACGUACCUUCAACUCAGUCUCGUCAAUUCACAUUGGUGUAUAGCUACGCCAAAUGUACGUGCCAGAAAACAAAAAAAAAAAAAAAAAAACAAAAAAAAGAAAGGAGGGAAAAGAAAUUCUUAACUACCACAAGUGUAUAAAUAAUGCAAUUCUCGUUCCGCCGAAAAAAUGUAUUUUCACAAACGCGUGAGAGAGAGGGAGAGAAAGGGAGAGAAAAUGAAAACGAAAGAGCAAAAAAAAAAAAAAAUGGUAGAUAGUACAGGUCGUAAUAAGAUCAUCGAAGAACGAUGUAUUUUUGAAAAUUCUAGGAAAUGCUAGUUCCGCCGAGUUAGUUAAUCACGAACGACAUUCGCAUUUCUUUUGUAACCGCGCAACCAAUUUCGAUGUUGCAUCAUUGCAAUAUAUAUGUUGCACGAUUGCAAUAUAUGUGUGUAUAUAUAUAUAUAUGCACAUAUACAUAUACAUAUACAUAUGUACACGUAUAUAUAUAUAUAUAUAUAUAUAUAUAUAUAUAUAUAUAUAUAUAUAUUUAUAUAUUAUAUACAGCAAUGACCCGAAUAUAAAUGCUAGUUUCUGGAUAUGUUAAUACUCUAUCAUUGAAUCUUAACAAAAAUUGUACGGGUCCGGAAAACUCGUAUCCAAGAGUAUUUUAAUCCAUGCACUCAAAUGAUCUCAUUGCAUGUAAUAUUGGCAGUAAAUGACAAUGAGCUCUCUGCCAGUAUUUCGAACUGACUUGACAACUUUGAAUAACAAUUAAUAAAUUAUGUAUAAAUAUAUUUAAUGUAAAAACUAAGAUUAGAUAACGUGAAAUGAAUCGAAAGCAGAAUAGCUCAAGAGCUUCGAUAGUUAAUAACGAACAAACUGAAACCAGUGCGUUGUGCCUGUUUUGCUGUGACUUGAUGGUUGAUCUAAGCCAAUUCGUAUUUGAAAUUGAGACUAUGACAUCUCUAAUCGUUUGCUACAUUGUGUAGAAAUUUUUUAACGUUAUACUGUUUAAUUCAAUUCCCUCUUUUUAAUAAAUUAUAUAAAUUAUCUUUCAUUCAUUAUAUGUCUAUAUUAAUUGGCAAUAUGGAGCAAAUGCACACAGUAUAUUGUGUAUGCUGAUAUAUGAUAUAAUAUUAAAAAAAAAUCAAUAAUGCUACAUUGCAAAAUUCGGAAAUUAGAAAUAAUUUGUUCAGAAUAUAUUGUACACUUUGUAACAAUGAAAUGUACAUGACGUAAGAAUAACAAUUAGAUAUGCAAAAUUUUAUCAAUGAAGUAUACAACAAAGUAUAUUGAAAUUGCACUGUUCAAUAAUGGUUUAAUUGCAAAAGGUCCAGAGCACUGGCAGUUCAAGUUUGUUUGCAGUUUAAUAUUUUAGAAAAUUUUAGAUCCUUCGAAUCGCGUGAAGUUUUAGUGGAUGAAUUGAACACGCAACAUGAUUUAAGAUACAGAAAAAUAUGCUUUUCUUAAUGAUCACACGUGUUACCUAUAAAUGAAAUACUUGCGAUUAAAUGGAAAAUAAUUCAGGAUUCUAAUGAAAUAAUUUGUGAAUAAUCAUUGGUAAAAAUGUAAACUUGAAUAUUGGUAAAUUCUGAAGCGUGAAAAUUUCUUUGAACGUAUAAGGCACGUAUUCGAAAUAAGAAGAAAUGUUUUUCUUUAGAAGUUUUUUUCUUUUAAUUUUUCUUUUAGCACAUUUAAAAUAUGCUGCAAUUAUUGCAUAUAUUAUGCAGGAUGAUCUAGAAAUCUAGUAUGAUAAUUUUGGACAAUUGGCAGUAUUAUUGCUGAUAACAUUUUUAUAUUCAUUAGAAUUGUGAUAAUUUAAAAUGUACCACUUUAAACAUCACAUGAUGAAAGAAGUUAUAUAACAUGUUGUUUAUAUAA
Frieseomelitta varia is the source of this 7091-nucleotide messenger RNA. Its product is annotated as histone demethylase UTY-like. The record is from RefSeq and is a predicted model, not a curated record. Gene Ontology annotation, cellular component: MLL3/4 complex. Gene Ontology annotation, molecular function: histone H3K27me2/H3K27me3 demethylase activity; chromatin DNA binding; RNA polymerase II cis-regulatory region sequence-specific DNA binding. The coding region runs from base 107 to 3646 and encodes 1179 amino acids. The transcript has 12 exons. Gene Ontology annotation, biological process: regulation of gene expression. Lineage: Eukaryota; Metazoa; Arthropoda; Insecta; Hymenoptera; Apidae.